AUGCCAAGUGACACUCAUACGAGCGGCUAUGUGCUCGCCAUUUCAAGUAUCAUCGAUGCGCUCAUUAAUGCAUAUCAUUGUAAGGAACCUGUAAAUAUGACGCGUUUAAAAAAGGACGUUGCGAAACAAUUUCGUCUACCGUCGACGCCCAAGCUCGUGGAUAUAAUUUCUGCUGUACCCGAAGAUUACAAGGACAAAUUGCUACCAUAUCUAAAAGCAAAACCCGUACGCACAGCAUCGGGCAUUGCUGUCGUUGCCGUGAUGUGCAAGCCUCAUCGAUGUCCACAUAUUGCGAUGACUGGUAAUAUAUGUGUCUACUGUCCUGGAGGUCCCGACUCGGACUUUGAGUACUCAACUCAAUCAUACACAGGUUAUGAACCCACUAGUAUGCGAGCGAUCCGUGCUCGCUAUGAUCCUGCUCUGCAGACACGACAGCGUGUUGCUCAGUUAAAAAGAUUAGGACAUUCAGUCGAUAAAGUGGAAUUUAUCGUCAUGGGAGGAACCUUUUUGUCACUAGACGCAAAAUAUCGUGAUUUCUUUAUUCGAAGCUUACACGAUGCUUUGUCUGGACACUCGUCAUCGAGUGUGGAUGAAGCUGUGCGAUACUCUGAACAAAGCUUCACGAAAUGUACUGCAAUAACGAUCGAGACGAGACCUGACUAUUGUCUUAAACCACACUUGCAUGACAUGUUACGCUAUGGCUGCACACGCAUUGAAAUUGGUGUGCAAAGUGUGUAUGAAGAUGUAGCACGCGAUACAAAUCGAGGUCACACAGUUGCUGCUGUCUCGCACUGUUUUCAAUUAGCUAAAGAUUGUGGGUUUAAAAUUGUGGCUCAUUUGAUGCCAGAUCUGCCCAAUAUGGGGAUGGAGCGGGAUCUUGCAGGUUUUCGCGAGUUUUUUGAAAACCCGCGCUUUCGCAGUGAUGGCAUUAAAUUGUAUCCAACGCUUGUGAUUCGUGGAACAGGACUUUACGAGCUUUGGAAGACGGGUGUUUACAAAAACUACUCACCUGAAGAUCUUGUAGAUCUUAUGGCUCGUUUGCUCGCGCUUGUACCACCGUGGACUCGAGUAUAUCGCGUUCAGCGAGAUAUCCCUAUGCCGCUUGUAACGUCGGGUGUUGAACAUGGUAAUUUGAGAGAAUUAGCGUUAGCACGAAUGCGCGAUCUUGGACUUGUUUGUAAUGAUGUGCGUACACGCGAGGUUGGCAUUAAGAAUAUACACGACCAAAGUGUACCAGAUCAAGUGGAGCUAGUGCGUCGUGAUUACGUGGCUAACGGCGGAUGGGAAACGUUUCUUUCUUACGAAGACCCUCAGCAGAAUAUUCUGAUUGGUUUGCUACGUCUUCGACAAGCUAGUGUCGCGUCAUUCCGUGACGAGAUUGCUCCGGGGUGCUCAAUUGUUCGUGAGCUGCACGUAUACGGUUCGUCAGUUCCUCUUCAUGCUCGAGACCCGACCAAGUUUCAGCAUCAAGGUUUUGGAACGUUGUUGAUGGAAGAAGCAGAGCGUAUUGCAUUUGAAGAGCACGGGUCGCACAAACUUGUUGUAAUAGCUGGAGUUGGCACCCGUAACUAUUAUCGCAAGCUGGGUUACGGGAUUGAUGGUCCUUACAUGUCCAAAUAUUUAUAA
Messenger RNA from Plasmopara halstedii, 1626 nucleotides. RefSeq names its product elongator complex protein 3. Gene Ontology annotation, cellular component: elongator holoenzyme complex; nucleus; cytoplasm. Gene Ontology annotation, biological process: tRNA wobble base 5-methoxycarbonylmethyl-2-thiouridinylation. The transcript has 2 exons. The record is from RefSeq and is a predicted model, not a curated record. Lineage: Eukaryota; Oomycota; Peronosporomycetes; Peronosporales; Peronosporaceae. Gene Ontology annotation, molecular function: iron-sulfur cluster binding; acyltransferase activity, transferring groups other than amino-acyl groups. The coding region runs from base 1 to 1626 and encodes 541 amino acids.